Cydia pomonella (codling moth) is the source of this 2761-nucleotide messenger RNA. RefSeq lists its product as uncharacterized. The record is from RefSeq and is a predicted model, not a curated record. The coding region runs from base 220 to 867 and encodes 215 amino acids. NCBI's taxonomy places the organism in Eukaryota, Metazoa, Arthropoda, Insecta, Lepidoptera, Tortricidae. The transcript has 7 exons.
UUGCCUGUAUGCUAGUGAUUUAUUUACUGUAUGUAAACCUCAAAGCGAGUAUAUUAUAACGUAGCGAUUACAUUCUCUUUGGUAUUGUUCCUCUGAGAUGUAAACAAAUGACACGUAAAGUUCAGUCACGCCUUACAUAAAAAUUUGCAGUUCUUAUGAAAAAUUUUCGUGUGACAUGUGAUCAUAUUGAAACCCCGUCCAGGAGCCCCGGGAACCAAGAUGUGGAAGCAUGCUUUGAGCGUUGCCUUGGGGGGCAUCUUGUGCAGCAGCCUCUUAGCCUUCGACCAUAUUCUGGGCAAUGGCUUCACGGACAUGAUGCAGACGAUGUUUUGUAAAUGUUUCUGUUUUGUGAAGAGGACUUUAAGAGAUCAACUGAAAUCGUCGGAGGCGGUAGAAUCUAGCAAUUUCAGUGCCACUAUGUUCUUGGUCGAAAUUAUUGCUUUACUCUGUACCAUGCUGUUACUGAACAGAUACAAGAAAUACGGCAUUGAACGAUCAAUUAAAGUCCAUAAAGAGCCGAAUGAGUUACCGGGAACGAAGAAAAGAAAACCGGUAAGUCGGUCAAUUGAUUACGGUCCUCGAGAGCUAAACAACCCACAACUGAUCAAGCCUUUAAACCUGGAGGUACCUCUAAUGCAAAUGGCUAUUAUAGACACCAUCGGAACCACCCGCAGUCAGCCGGAGCGGGGAGAUGCUGGCGACAUUUACAACAUCACUGACUCUGCUAUUCUGUCUGUCACAUCUUUACUGGAUACGGAUUUCAAGUUGCAAGAAGCAAUAUUUGAAGAUAAUAUGGUUUUGGGAGAUGGUAACACAAUUCAGUUGAACAACAAUAGAUAUCUCUGGGAUGUCAUCGAGGAAGAAUAGUUACUGUCUUUUGUGCAAUUCGUUAUAGGCUAAGAUUAUGAAGGAAAUUAAAUCAGCUAUGUUCCUAAUUAUAGUUGACAAUACGUGUGUGAAUUAGAAGAGCCAAUAUGAAUAAAUAAUGAAAGAUAAAUAAUUUAUGAAUUGGCAGAAGUCACCUGGUUGAUAUUUUAACGAAUAAUACAUUGCGUUUCUUUCUUGCCGCUUUUGGAUUCAUUAUUAAGAGGUUUAAUACUCGUUUGACAAAACAAAACACAGCAUUAUUUCGACCAGGAAACCCAGGGCACAAUAUAGUUAUAGUAAGUGAUUGCAGCGCGCAGGCGCGGCGAUACUAUCUGAGGACAAGAAGUAAUAAAGACGCCUCACAGCAAAAUCUAGCGAGCGAACAAGGAAAACAUGAAGUUGACUUGUAACAAUAAUAACUAUUGAAAAUUAGACACUUUUCAGGGUGCCUUGGCUCCAGUCGGCAACCUAAUUCAAACAAUUAAUAUAUUAAACUAUUUUACGAAAGUGUAAUCAUAUUAUAUGGCCUUUCACCCAUAAAAUAUUUAGGUUAUCCUGGGACUCACUAGUCUGCUUAUACACGAAGAAAAAAAAAUGCAAUUUGCAAAACUACUUUUUUUAUUUUCCCAAAAGAUAGCAACUUUAAUCAUCUACUUAUAUAAUACGCAUAACAUGAAUAGGUACGUUGCAAAUUGGGAGUUAUUUUCUGAUGAUAUAUUAACUACCUAAUUACUCAGUGUUAUAAAUUACGAAAACUAAAAAUAUAUAUUUAAAUUUGGCUCCAUUGGCCCUGUUCUCGGAGUCAACGUGCAGUAUUCUAUAAACCGGUUCUAGAACCGCUUCUGCUGUUCCCCGCCUGCAAAAGUUCAUGUGUGUAUACGCUAUAACAUAGUAAGUACAUAGUAGUAAAGCUUCUUCAGCCAUAAGACAAGAUAUUACAGCGUUUUUUGUAUCUGCGUUUUUCACGAGAAUGUAAUAAUGCAUAAAUCUAAAAAAAAAUCUGUCUGAACGUAUCGCGCAUUGUUUGGUCACUUAUAUUCCCCUAUUAACUGUUAUUUUAUUUAUUUUUUCAAGUCUCUGCAUAGUUACGAAGUCCUAUUUAUGGCAAUGCUGGUAUUUGACAUGCUGGAACAAACUGUGUUUCUGUUUGUACAAACUUUGAUUUAGGUAAACGAUAUUUCAUGUAACCGCUCUUCGCUUGAUACUUGAUUAGAAGUGUUGGACAGUAGCAGCUCCCCGAAGCUACCUCUUAGCGUCCUGACGAGCUAGUAUUAUGCUCUAUUUGAUGAACUACGUCACUUUGAUUUAGGUCACCUAGCGUGCUAAACUAGUUUUAAAAUGAAUUUCCUGCAAGCAACGAGCGAUUUGCUCAUUGGUGUAGCGCGAAGUAAAACAUACAGCGGUUGGUUUUGAAAAAAAAUCCUUUUUAGAUGAUUUGAAAUCUUGAACACAUUUGAUACUUACUUCUGAAAAUUAGAGGAAAUACAUACUAAUUAAAAGAAAAACCAUCAAGGUCGUUUGGGAAAGGCUAAACACAUAGAUUGUACCGUAUUCUGGUAAAACUCAGAAUGGCUUGUAUCGGAAUGAAAAAACGUAAGAGAAACUGUUUUAUAUUUUACUAUCAUCAUAAUCAAAACUCCCCACUAUUUAUUAUGAUGAAACAUUUGAUAAUUUUAAAACAUUUUAAUAAAACCCGAAGUGUUUGCUAUCCACUUAUCGCUAUGUGUUGCUAUCAGCAAACAUAAUAUCGCAAAUCAGUUCAUAUUGCUGUGGGAAAGUUGGUAUUUACUAUUCUUAACUACUUGCGUGGUUCAUGCAGUAAUGAUUCUCUGUAAUAUUUAAUAAACUUUAUUAAGCUCUUAAUGUAGGUAUGUAAAGAAACCUAUAAUAAUAA